AUGAAGUUUUAUGCUUCUGCAGUUAUUUUUUCCAUGUGUCUGAUGUUAGCGUUUGGUGUAUCUGAUAAUCUGUUUGUUAGAAAAUUAGAGAAUCUUAUUUCGCGAUUAGAAAAAGAUACAGAUAAACCUACGACAAAUGGUGACAUUUUCAAAAAUGGAGAAGGGAUAAAGCACACAGGCCCAGCUGUCAACGCACCACGUUCACUAAAAAUGCAUCGUAGAAGUACUGGAAGUGAUUUGUCUGUUGCAGAAAGCGACCAUAUCUUGAAUCUACACAUUGUUGCUCGACAACAGGUCCAACCUCCUGCUUCAAAUAUGGCAAACAUGCACUGGGACAAUGAGUUGGCAGCAACGGCACAAGAAUACGCCAACAAAUGUAUCUGGGGACACAAUUCGGCAAGAUCAAACCCACCUACAUCGUUCUCUUACGUCGGGGAGAACAUUUACGUUCAAACAAACACAAUGAACACAGAUGUCCUUGAAAAUGGUUUCACAGCGUGGGACGACGAGAAAAAUGGGUUUCAUUACGAUACAAAUACUUGUUCUAACGCGCCCUGUGGACAUUACACACAAAUAAUCUGGGCAGAGAGUACUGCAUUAGGAUGCGGAGUUUCACAUUGUCCCUCCAUGGCCAACCUACCGGACUACAGCUUCAUUGAUUAUUGGGAAUUUUUAGUGUGUAAUUAUGGACCAGGAGGUAAUGUAAAUGGGAGAUUGCCGUACGUUGAGUCCUCAUCAGGCAGUAGCGAUGGAGCUGGCGGAGAAUCUGCAAUAAGUAAUGGAUGCCGGAAAUGA
Molecule: messenger RNA, 795 nt
Organism: Mytilus trossulus (common blue mussel)
Lineage: Eukaryota; Metazoa; Mollusca; Bivalvia; Mytilida; Mytilidae
Product: GLIPR1-like protein 1
Exons: 5
Coding region: 1-795 (264 amino acids)
Cellular component (GO): extracellular region
Source: RefSeq, a predicted model, not a curated record